CAAUUGUCUCUUGUGAAAUUCGGAGCUGUGAAAUCGCGUAAACUUGAGAUGCAUCCAUUGGAGGAAGAUAAAAAAGAGAAAAGUACAUACACAUAUGUAUGCACAUUUAUAUUCAAAUGCAUGUGUAAACAACAAAGAGCGACGUUACGCCAUCGGUGUUUAUAUGAAAUAUCAAGGAAGUUAUAUAAAGAUUUUUAAUUGAUAUUCAAUUUAUUUGAUUUUUACUGUUAAAUGAAUUGCUUCUAUUUCUGCUGCUCAAUUAACGUUACAAAACAUUUGAAUAUACGUUAAAAAGCAAAAAUGUAUAUGAGUAUGUAAGUAUGUAUUACAAACUUACAUUAACAACCAAAUAAUUAUAUUUUGGCUUACUAUAUAAAGGAAUAAACGAAAAAGAGAGAGGUAUCGAAAAAUAACAUUGAUAUAAGUAAAUAAUAUCAUAUCUCACAUUUUUGUUUUUAAAAUUUGAAAAAAAGUGUGUUAAUUCAAAUUUAAAAAAGUUGCAUAUCAGUGCGGGGUUUGUGUUUUCUAUAAAAACUGUAAUAGGUAACCCUGUUAGUGCUAAGCAAGAAACUUAUACAUGCAACUCUGCUCAGCACAAUGCUGCCAACUUCUGCUGAAAUCAACUCAGCACUUUGGCAAGUCUGUCCACCAUUUUGACUGAAUGUUGCCACAAUCGAAUUUUCGUGUCAAAUACCUUCGGUAGUGCAAAAGGUUCGGGAAAAAAAUCAACUCGGUGAAAAAGUGUUGACUAACUACAGCGAAAAAGACGCGAAACGUUGAAACUCUAUUAAUUUUUUUUUGCGAUAUGAACCCAAAGCGAGCCAAAUUCACAACACUGACCUCAACGGUUAAAGAGGAAGUGGUUCCGGUACUGAUUCAUGAUCCCAAUGCUCCAGAUGGUGCGCAAUAUGCAUAUGCUACAUUUACCUCGGCGGAAGAAUCUGAAUCUGCGGUUGAUUCAUUGUCUGGAACACAUGAAACUAUUGUGAGCACACAAGAAGUGAUAAUUGAUGAACAUGGACGUGCUGUGACCAUUCAACAACUAGUAGACAAUCAUACUGUCGAAGAGGUGGAGACCGUGGAAGAAAACGAUGGCACACAUACCAUUUUACAUAUUGUACCUUCAUCGCCAAUUCCCGAAGAGACGGGAACUGAAAGCGGUGGAGAAUGUGACGCCAGCCUCAGCCCAACCGACGCGAUGGGCUCCCGUUCUAAGACUUUUUAUUGCCCCAAUUGUGGCAAUUGCUACAGUGCUGCAGGAUCAUUAAAACUACAUAUGCGCGCUUGCAUGAAGCAGCGUGAAGAAGUUCCACCCGAACAGAGAAAAUGCGAAAUUUGCAAUAAGGUAUUCAAUUCAGUAUCGUAUUUGAAGGAGCAUAUGAUGCGGCACACAGGGGAAGGUCCAAGACGAUGUACUCGCUGUUAUAGAAAAUUUAUUGACGAAGGUAAAUGGAAGGCGCACAUGGAGAGUCAUAAACAACAAGAUAAACUAGACGCGGAAGCUCAGGCCUUAGCUGAACAGCAUGGAGGAAAAAAGAUAGUGGUUAAAGAGUUCACAUGUUCAUUUUGUUCGCAAAAUUUUACGGUGGUAUUCGAAGAAGGCCAAGUGAAACGGCGUUAUGCCUGUGAUGAGUGCCGCGAGAAGUAUUCUAACGCGGAACAAUUAAAACAGCACAAACAAAUGUUGGGAGAGAAGCGUGAUUUCCAUUGUGAACGAUGUGGGCGAAAAUUUGUGUUUGAGGGUUUCUUACAGAGACAUCUGCCAACUUGUGAUGGUACAAUUAAACGGCGACGGGACAUGAAGUAAUAACCCCAUGUGAUUUGCGUCUACGCGAAAUCUCACAAAUAUAACGUCUAUACUACGCAACGCUAUUUAGAUCUACGAAUUAAUAAGUUUUUCCGUACCUUAUGUUAUUUGUAACUUGUUUAUUUCAUUUGCUAGAUGAUACUUUGUAAAUAUGUCAUUUAAACCGUUGAAUAUAUCUGGAGGCAAUGUUCGACGGACGUAACAUUCUGUAGACUUGAAAUGCGUCCUCUCUUCUUGAAUAACUUUUUUUAAUUCUAUGACACGUAAAUUUUUGAAUUAAUAAAGAAGUCCAUAUUAAAAUAAA
Molecule: messenger RNA, 2111 nt
Organism: Bactrocera oleae (olive fruit fly)
Lineage: Eukaryota; Metazoa; Arthropoda; Insecta; Diptera; Tephritidae
Product: zinc finger protein 425
Biological process (GO): regulation of transcription by RNA polymerase II
Cellular component (GO): nucleus
Molecular function (GO): RNA polymerase II cis-regulatory region sequence-specific DNA binding; DNA-binding transcription activator activity, RNA polymerase II-specific
Source: RefSeq, a predicted model, not a curated record